ACACAACAACAACAUAAAAAAAACCCCAUCCCCCCACAAAAAAUAAAAAAUCAAAAUAUAAAAUAUUUAUUUUUCGGAACUAAAGUGGAAGAGAUGAAAAGAAACAUACCCAUAAUAAUAAUAAUAAUAAUAACAACAUAACACACAUAAGUUGGCUUAUUUAUGAAUUUUUUUGGGCACGUAACAGAAACAUAAUACUUAAGGUGUAAAUGUGAUGACUAAAAAACAACAAACAAAAACCAAUAUAUUUAAUAACCGACUAACAAAGAUAUCGAAACGACAAAAGAGCAGAACAAAUAAUGCCAGGCCUUAUUAGCCCCAAAUUGGUAGAACCAAAACACUGAGAGAAAACCAAAAACGGCGAACAAACUGAGAAUUAUUGAAUUAACCCAAGAAAGCCCACGAAUGCAGCCAACAUUGCCACAAGCCGCUGGGACAGCCGAUAUGGAUCUGACGGCUGUUCAAUCAAUCAACGAUUGGUUUUUCAAAAAGGAGCAAAUUUAUUUAUUGGCACAAUUUUGGCAACAGCGCGCUACCCUGGCCGAGAAGGAAGUGAACACACUCAAAGAGCAGCUAUCCACCGGCAAUCCCGAGAGCAACGCCAAUAGCGACAACAGCGACACAGCAGCAGCAGCGGCAGCAAUUGUUGCAGGUGCAACAGCAACACACGACAGCGAGGAGGAGCAGCAGCAUCAGCAGCAGCAGCAGCAGCAGCAGCAGGUGGAAAGCGAAAGCGACAAGCUGCUGAACAGCUCCAUUGUUGCAGCGGCCAUAACGCUGCAGCAGCAGAACGGCAGCAAUCUGCUGGCGAACACAAACACGCCGUCGCCCUCGCCGCCGUUGCUCAGCGCCGAGCAGCAGCAGCAGUUGCAGAGCGGUUUGCAACAGAGCGGCGGUGUCGGCGCCUGCCUCAAUCCGAAGCUCUUCUUCAACCACGCCCAGCAGAUGAUGAUGAUGGAGGCGGCAGCGGCGGCAGCAGCGGCGGCAUUGCAACAACAGCAGCAACAGCAAUCGCCGUUGCAUUCGCCGGCGACUGAAGUUGCAACAAACGCAGAGCAGCCAGAAGUUGCUGUUGCAGCAGCAGCAGCAGCAGCGGCAGCAUCUCCGGUUGCAACUAGCAACACCAAGAGCGGCAGCAACAGCAGCAACAUCAAUCACACCGGCAACAAUAGUAGUCACCAGGACGAGGAGGAACUGGACGAAGAGGAGGAGGACGAGGAGGAGGAGGAUGAGGACGAGGACGAUGAGGAGGAGAAUGCCUCGGUGCAGUCGAAUGCUGAUGAUAUGGAGCUGGAUGCACCGCAAGAAACCAGAACUGAGCCAAGUGCAACAGCCCAACAGCAGCAGCAGCAGCAGCAGCAGCAGCAGGAUGCUGAUCUUGAGGAGCCCAAGGAUGCGGGGGAGGCUAGUUUAAAUGUUAGCAAUAAUCACACAACCGAUAGCAAUAAUAGUUGUAGUCGAAAGAACAACAAUGGCGGCAAUGAAAGUGAGCAACAUGUGGCCAAUUCGGCUGAGGACGAUGAUUGCGCCAACAACAAUACGAACACCAGCAAUAACAACAACACCACCAGCAACACAGCCACCAGCAACACCAACAACAAUAAUAACAACAACAACAAUAACAACAACAACAACAACAGCAGCAGCGGCAACAGCGAGAAGCGCAAGAAGAAGAACAAUAACAACAACAAUGGCCAGCCUGCUGUUUUAUUAGCUGCCAAAGAUAAAGAGAUUAAAGCACUUCUGGACGAACUGCAGCGUUUGAGGGCGCUGGAGCAGACGCACUUGGUGCAAAUCCAGCGACUGGAGGAGCACCUGGAGGUCAAGCGUCAGCACAUUAUGCGAUUGGAGGCGCGUCUGGACAAGCAGCAGAUCAACGAGGCGCUGGCCGAGGCCACCGCUUUGGCGGCCGCUGCUGCCACCAACAACAACAACAACAACAGCCAGAGCAGCGACAACAACAAGAAGCUGAGUACGGGCGCCACCACAACCACCACCACCACCACCACCAUCACCACACCGCUGGAAGCCUCAUCCUCCAUCCUUGGCGAUCUGCCAGAGGCAGCAAAAGCCUCCGUUCCGGCGGAGGAUGAGGACGAGGAUGAAGAUCAGGAUCAGGAUCACGAUCAGGCCAUGCUGGUGGACUCCGAGGAGGCGGAGGACAAGCCAGAGGAGCCGCUCCACCACGACGACGAUGACGAGGAGGAGGAGGAGGCCGAGGAUCGGGAGGCAGUCAAUGCCAGCACAACCGAUAGCAGCGAGCUCAAAAUCAAAAAGGAACAGCACAGUCCGCUGGAUCUGAAUGUGCUCAGUCCACAAUCGGCCAUCGCCGCUGCAGCUGCGGCCGCCGCUGCCGCCGCCUGCGCCAACGACCCCAACAAAUUCCAGGCGCUGCUCAUCGAGCGGACCAAAGCUCUGGCCGCCGAGGCGCUCAAGAAUGGCGCCAGUGAUGCCAUCAGCGAAGAAAUCAACAACCGAAACGAAGAUGCCGAUGAUGAUGCAGAAAAAGAAGUGUCGCCAGCAGCAGCAGCAGCAGCAACUGCAACUGCAACACUCGCAAUAGCAACAUCAGCAACAUCAUCAAGUGAAUUGCUGCCAAACGAAACGGAAGCCAAAGCUGACAAUAAUAUGGCGCCCAAGCAGGAAAUCGAAGACGAUGACGACGACGAGGUCACCAGCAAUCAGGUGAUCCUGCCGGAGCAGCUGGUCAACGAUUAUUGGCGUCGAGGUUUCGAAACGGGGAAUACAAAUAAUAAUCCCAGCAGCAGCAGCAGCAGCAACAGCAGCAACAUCAUCACAGCAAUGCCAGGGAGCAAAACGCCAACAAUUUAUCAAAAUCUUAGGGCCGAGCAGCAGGCACAAUUGCUGCCGCCGCCGCCGCCACCACCGCCACCACUCCCGCAGCAACAACAACAACAACAACAACAACAGCAACAGACACAUCAGCAGCAACAUCUACACUUUUCACAGCAACAACAGCAACAGCAACAACAGCAACAUCAACAACAACAUGGACCCUCGUCCACAGCCCUGCUUAGUCAACUGGUUAACUCAACAUUUUCCAACUCUUCCAACUCUUCCCGCCUAGAUGCCCACCACCACCAGCAGCACCAGCAUCAGCAGCACCACCACCAGCAGCAGCAACAGCAACAGCACCACCAGCAGCAACAGCACCACCAGCAACAUCUCCAUCAGCAACAUCACCAUCAUCUGCAGCAGAACAGCGGCAGCAACAGCAGCAGCAAUCCGUCGGCCAACGAUAGUUUGAACCACCAUCAUGGCCACCACUUGCACGGCCAUGGACUGUUGCAUCCGUCGGCGGCGCACCACCUGCACCACCAUGCGGCGGCGAACGAGUCCGGAUCGAAUUCGAGCACACCGACAGCCGCUGGCAACAAUCAGAGCAACAAUGGCUCGUCGAACAGCAGCAAUGCGACGGCCAGCAGCGCGGCCACCGCCCAACUGGCCGCCAGUUUGGCCAGCACACUGAAUGGCAGCAAAUCGCUGCUGCAGGAGGACAGCAACGGUCUGGCCGCCGCCGCGAUGGCCGCUCAUGCCCAGCAUGCGGCCGCAUUGGGACCGGGAUUUUUGCCGGGACUGCCGGCCUUCCAGUUUGCCGCCGCCCAAGUGGCCGCCGGAGCAGCCGAUGGACGGGGACACUAUCGUUUCGCCGAUUCGGAAUUGCAAUUGCCACCGGGCGCAUCGAUGGCGGGGCGACUCGGUGAAUCGCUCAUCCCCAAGGGAGAUCCCAUGGAGGCCAAGCUGCAGGAAAUGUUGCGCUACAACAUGGAUAAGUAUGCCAACCAGGCGCUGGACACCCUGCACAUCUCGCGACGCGUCCGUGAGCUGCUCUCGGUGCACAACAUUGGCCAGCGGCUGUUCGCCAAGUACAUACUGGGCCUGUCCCAGGGAACCGUCUCCGAGCUGCUCAGCAAACCCAAGCCCUGGGACAAGCUGACCGAGAAGGGACGCGAUAGCUAUCGCAAGAUGCACGCCUGGGCCUGUGACGACAACGCUGUCAUGCUGCUCAAAUCGCUGAUACCCAAGAAAGACUCUGGAUUGCCGCAGUACGCGGGUCGUGGAACCGGCGGCGCUGGCGGCGAUGACUCCAUGUCCGAGGAUCGCAUUGCCCACAUCCUCAGCGAGGCCUCAUCGCUGAUGAAGCAGAGCAGCGUGGUCCAUCAGCACCGCGAUCGGGAGCGGGAUCGAGAUCGAGAGCAGGAGCGUCGCAGUCACGAGGAUUCGCACAGCAACGAGGACAGCAAGUCGCCGCCGCAGAGCUGCACCUCACCGUUCUUCAAGGUGGAGCAGCAGCUGAAGCCGCACCAGCAGCACCUCAAUCCCGACCAGGCCGCCGCCGCCCAGCAGCGGGAGCGGGAGCGGGAGCGGGAGCAGCGGGAACGGGAGCGGGAGGUGCAGCAGCGACUGCGGCACGAGGAUCUGGCCCAGGACAAGAUGGCCCGGCUCUACCAGGAGCUGAUCGCACGCACGCCCAGGGAGACGGCCUUUCCAAGCUUUCUCUUCUCGCCGUCGCUGUUUGGAGGAGCAGCUGGCAUGCCGGGAGCAGCUGGCAGCGCCUUUCCCGCCAUGGCCGACGAGAACAUGCGCCACGUCUUCGAGCGCGAGAUUGCCAAGCUGCAGCAGCACCACCAGCAGCAGCAGCAACAGCAACAGCAACAGCAGCAGCAGGCGGCCCAGGCCGCAUUUCCCAACUUCUCCAGCCUGAUGGCACUGCAGCAGCAGGUGCUGAACGGUGCCCAGGAUCUCUCACUGGCGGCCGCCGCCGCCAAGGACAUCAAGCUGAACGGACAGCGCUCCUCGCUGGAGCACAGUGCCGGCAGCAGCAGCAGUUGCUCCAAGGAUGGCGAACGUGACGAGCCGUAUGCCAGUUCGCUUCAUGGCCGCAAAUCCGAGGGCGGCGGUACUCCCGCCCCACCAGCGCCGCCCUCAGCGGGCUCAGCGGGAGCAGCGGGAGCGGGAGCUGGAGCAGGAGCAGGCGUGCCAGUGACACCCACCAGCGCUGGUGGUGGUGGUGGUGGAGCCAAUUCGGCGGCACCCAGUCCGCUGAGCAAUUCCAUACUGCCGCCGGCGCUAAGCAGCCAGGGGGAGGAGUUUGCGGCCACGGCCAGUCCGCUGCAGCGGAUGGCCUCCAUCACCAAUUCGCUGAUCACACAGCCGCCGGUGACGCCGCACCACAGCACACCGCAGCGUCCCACCAAGGCGGUGCUGCCGCCCAUCACGCAACAGCAGUUCGACAUGUUCAACAACCUGAACACCGAGGACAUUGUGCGUCGCGUAAAGGAGGCCCUCUCCCAGUACUCCAUAUCGCAGCGAUUGUUUGGCGAAUCCGUGCUCGGAUUGUCGCAGGGUUCCGUCUCCGAUUUGCUGGCAAGGCCCAAGCCGUGGCACAUGCUGACGCAGAAGGGACGCGAACCGUUCAUCCGCAUGAAGAUGUUCCUGGAGGACGAGAAUGCGGUGCACAAACUGGUGGCCAGCCAGUACAAGAUUGCACCCGAGAAGCUGAUGCGUACGGGCAGCUACAGCGGCAGUCCACAGAUGCCGCAGGGAUUGGCCAGCAAGAUGCAGGCCGCCUCGCUGCCCAUGCAGAAGAUGAUGAGCGAACUGAAGCUGCAGGAGCCGGCGCAGGCGCAGCACCUCAUGCAACAGAUGCAAGCGGCGGCCAUGUCGGCGGCCAUGCAGCAGCAGCAACAGCAACAGCAGCAGCAGGCGCAUCAGCAGCACCAGGCGCAUCAGCAUUUGGCCGCCCAGCAGCAACAUCUCGUCCAGCAGCAGCAGCAGCAACAGCAGCAGCAGCAGCAGCAGCAACAUCUUGCCCAACAGCAACAGCAGCAACAACAUCCGCAUCAGCAACAUCAUCAGGCGGCGGCAGCAGCUGCUGCACUGCAUCAUCAGAGCAUGCUAUUGACAUCGCCGGGUCUGCCGCCCCAGCAUGCCAUCAGUUUGCCACCAUCGGCGGGACAGGUGGGUGCGCCCGGCAAUCCGGUGAGUGGAGCGGGCGGCGAUAAGAAACCCAUGCUAAUGCCGGUGCACGGCAGCAAUGCGAUGCGCAGUCUGAAUCAGCAUAUGUCGCCCACCGUGUACGAGAUGGCCGCCCUCACCCAGGACCUGGACACGCACGACAUCACCACCAAGAUCAAGGAGGCCCUGCUGGCCAACAACAUUGGCCAGAAGAUCUUUGGCGAGGCGGUGCUCGGCCUGUCGCAGGGCUCCGUCUCGGAGCUGUUGAGCAAACCGAAGCCCUGGCACAUGCUGUCCAUCAAGGGGCGGGAGCCCUUCAUACGCAUGCAGCUGUGGCUCAGCGAUGCCAACAAUGUGGAGCGGCUGCAGUUGCUCAAGAAUGAGCGGCGGGAGGCCAGCAAGCGGCGAAGGAGCACAGGACCGAAUCAGCAGGACAAUAGCAGUGAUACCUCCAGCAAUGACACCAACGAUUUCUACACCAGCAGUCCGGGUCCCGGUUCGGUGGGUUCGGGCGUGGGCGGGGCACCGCCCAGCAAAAAGCAACGUGUGCUCUUCUCCGAGGAGCAAAAGGAGGCACUGCGGCUGGCCUUUGCCUUGGAUCCGUAUCCCAAUGUGGGCACCAUUGAGUUCCUGGCCAACGAAUUGGGCCUGGCCACGCGCACCAUUACCAAUUGGUUCCACAAUCAUCGCAUGCGCUUGAAGCAACAGGUGCCGCAUGGACCCGCCGGUCAGGACAAUCCGAUUCCGAGCCGCGAGAGCACCAGUGCCACACCCUUCGAUCCCGUCCAGUUCCGACUGCUGCUGCAACAGCGCCUGGUCGAGCUGCACAAGGAGCGCAUGGGUCUGGGCGGGGCGCCCAUUCCCUAUCCGCCGUACUUUGCCGCCGCCGCCCUGCUGGGUCGCAGUCUGGCGGGGAUUCCCGGCGCCGCUGCCGCUGCGGGAGCGGCUGCCGCGGCCGCUGCCGUUGGUGCCGCCGGCGGUGAUGAGCUGCAGGCCCUCAAUCAGGCCUUCAAGGAGCAGAUGAGCGGUCUGGACUUGUCGAUGCCCACACUGAAGCGGGAACGCAGCGACGAUUACCAGGACGAACUGGAACUGGAGGGCAGUGGUGUCGGCGGCAUUGGCGGCAUUGGCGGCGGUGCCGGCAGCGGUCAUGCCCUCAGCGACAACGAAUCGCUGGAAGGCGGACAGGAGGAGGACAAAACGGCGGCCAGCGAUUACGAGAAGGCGCUGCACAAGUCCGCUUUGGCCGCCGCCGCUGCCUACAUGUCCAAUGCGGUGCGCAGCUCCCGUCGCAAACCAGCCGCCCCCCAGUGGGUGAAUCCCGCCGGUGCGGUCACCAAUCCCAGUGCCGUUGUGGCGGCCGUGGCAGCAGCAGCCGCUGCAGCCGCCGCCGCUGCCGCAGACAGCGAGCGGAUCAUCAAUGGGGUGUGCGUAAUGCAGGCCUCGGAGUAUGGACGCGAUGAGCAGGAGAAGCCAUCCGCGGAUGGGGGCAACGAUUCGGAUCACGAGCAUGCCCAGCUGGAGAUCGAUCAGCGCUUCAUGGAGCCGGAGGUGCACAUCAAGCAGGAGGAGGACGACGACGAGGUGGCCAGUCUGGCCCAUCUGGUCGACGGCAGCGAGGACUCCGCGGCCAGCGAUCACAAGCUCAAGGUGGUCAACGAGGAGAAGCUGCGCAUGGUGCGCGUUCGGCGGCUGAGCAGCACCGGUGGUGGCUCCUCGGAGGAGAUGCCCGCACCGCUGGCACCGCCGCCGCCACCAGCAGCGCCAUCCAGUGGGGCAGAGGGCACCACCACCACCGCCACCAGCAGCAGCAGCAGCAGCAGCAACAGUAGCAACAGCAGCAACAACAGCAACAACAGCAACAGCAGCAACACAACAGCAGUAACCACCGCAUCGGCAACCACGGCAGCCGGUUGGAAUUACUAGAAAAACUAUAUGAUAAUUCAGUGCAAUGUAGAGAGAAGCGUUUACUUGUGAUUAAGUUUGAAUAUUUAGACGAUGUGUGUGGUGAAACCCAUCCAUAUCCAUCAUACAUCUAUACCCAUAUAUGUAUAUGUAUAGAUAUAUAUAUAUAUAUAUAGCACUUAGGCCCUAGAAAACUCUAUUUUUUUUUUGUUUUUUUUUUGUCAUUAAACAUUAAACAUUUAACAGUAAACAUUAAACAGUAAACAUUAACUACUAAAUAUAGGCGUUAGUUGUAGCGGUUAAGAUAUAGCCUUAGGUUGAGGAGUUGUAAUAGUUGUAGCUAAAAGUUUAGAGACGCUAUGCGAUUACGAUGAUGGAGAGAUGAGAUGAGAUGAGAUGAAAUGAGAUGAGAUGAGAUGAGAUGAGAUGAGCAGCGCAAAAGUAUUAAUGAAAAUGAGAACCCCAUUUAAGAACACCCGGCUUGCCGACGAACUUUAACCAAAAUGUCGAGAUCCAAUUGAAAGAAAGUGAAAGAUUUGAUCUUGCAAAGAUUUUCGAUUUCGAUUUUUCGAUUUGUUUCUACUUGAAGACUGUAAGCAAAGGCGGUAGGAUUGAUAACUACACACGUAAUUCUAUUCUCUAUAUAUACAUAUAUAUAAAUAAUUUUUUUUUUUUUUGAGAAACUAUUAUAUGAUUAUUAGCAGUUUAGCUGGUUAAGUGUAAAUAAAAAUAAAUCAAUGAAUGAAGAUGACGAUGUAAAUAGAUUUCUCGCGAGGCAUGAUCUUGCUAUCGUUCUUCCUAAAAAUCCUACCUUCUACCACCCUCAGCAACCGACUUGUUUAACUAUCUUUUGAUCUCAAGCAAAAAACAAAACAAAACAAAACAAAACGAAAUAAAAUGAUACAGAUAUGGAAAGGGAAUUGUGGAAGGAGUGGAGUGAAUAUCCAAAGUAAAAGAUAGUUAAAGGCCAAGCAAAAGUGCAGUGAGCAGAAAGUUUUACCCUAUUUUGUUGCCCAAAAUAAAGUAAUAUUGUGACGAUGAGAAAAGGAAGGCAAAAC
Molecule: messenger RNA, 8942 nt
Organism: Drosophila elegans
Lineage: Eukaryota; Metazoa; Arthropoda; Insecta; Diptera; Drosophilidae
Gene: cut
Product: homeobox protein cut
Exons: 7
Coding region: 406-7905 (2499 amino acids)
Biological process (GO): regulation of DNA-templated transcription
Molecular function (GO): DNA-binding transcription factor activity, RNA polymerase II-specific; DNA binding
Source: RefSeq, a predicted model, not a curated record